Molecule: messenger RNA, 1137 nt
Organism: Diabrotica balteata
Lineage: Eukaryota; Metazoa; Arthropoda; Insecta; Coleoptera; Chrysomelidae
Source: the annotation of a GenBank genome assembly
AUGAAACGUUUUAAUAUUGAUAUUUUAGAAACCAGUAAAACGAGAUCGUCUGGAAAGGGAAUAGGUCAACAUGAAGACACACUGUUUUACUAUUCUGGAUCUAGAAACAACGACCCGUGUCAACAAAAUAAAGAAAUCAUAAACUCCAAACCACUGACAUUCGAUGAAGUUUACAACCAAAGCAGUCCAACAAAUUGUACAGUAUAUUGUGGAGGUAUAACAAACGGUCUGACAGAGGAACUGAUGCAAAAGACUUUUGCUCCAUUUGGAACCAUACAAGAAAUUAGAGUAUUUAAAGAAAAAGGAUAUGCCUUUGUAAGAUUUUCUACAAAAGAAUCCGCUACGCAUGCUAUAGUAGCAGUUCAUAAUACAGACAUCAACGGUCAAAUUGUUAAAUGUUCUUGGGGAAAGGAAUCCGGAGAUCCCAAUAAUGCACCUGUAACUGGUCAGGCAAUCGCAGGUACGAGUUUUCCCUACAGUGCCUACGGGCAGCAGUUAAGUUACUGGUAUCCCCAAAGUUAUCCGACCGCAAGCUCUGCACAAAUACAGGGACAGUUUCUAGGAGGAAUGCAAGGAUAUGCUUAUGGCCAAUUUGGGGGAUAUCAACAGUCGUAUAUGGGAUUGUGUGUAUGUGUGUUCAUUCCCGGAAAAAUAGUUAACUCAAGCAAGUUUAAUCCGUUGCAAGACAAAGGCCAGAAAAACGGCACCAAAGACGCGAAAGACUCUUUCAAGCCGUCCACUCCACAUAUUAACAAUGAAGGCGCUGGUAGUAGACCGCAGUCGGUAUUUAUGGCCACCACUCCUGGUCAACAGUCCGUAGUGACAUAUAUAACCGACUAUUUUGGUCAUUCAUCUAGUGCUACUAACUUCCCAGGAAUGCAGUACAGCUCACUAGCCUAUCCUCAACAGUAUAACUUCCAAUCAACAGGACGUUACUGUCCUCAAGUGAUGGACAGCUCCCAAGUUCUGAGUUCCAACGCUUACUCGAACCCACCGCAAGAAAGCCUUUCCUACCCACAGCAGCAACAGUACGGACACCCACCAGUAGUGUACUCCGCUUCAGCUCAAGGCAUUCCCUACUCGAAGGGAUUCAGCCAGCCCUUGCCACAACAUGGCUUCAUGCCACCACGUCAAUAG